Molecule: messenger RNA, 2455 nt
Organism: Malaclemys terrapin pileata
Lineage: Eukaryota; Metazoa; Chordata; Testudines; Emydidae
Product: zinc finger protein 79-like
Exons: 4
Coding region: 552-1406 (284 amino acids)
Biological process (GO): regulation of transcription by RNA polymerase II
Molecular function (GO): RNA polymerase II cis-regulatory region sequence-specific DNA binding; DNA-binding transcription factor activity, RNA polymerase II-specific
Source: RefSeq, a predicted model, not a curated record
ACGAGCUCAGAGCCCCCAGCCCGGGGGAGACGGGACCGGGGAAGGGGGCGAGAUGGAGGGGGAGAUUCCCAGACCCGGCACCUGCCCAGACCCACUGGCUGCAGCCUCUGUGGGCAGAUCGUCCCGUCCCGGGGAACAAGGAGCAGAAGGAGGCAAAGCCGGAUUCGUCAGACACGGACCAGCCGCGGGUUUCGUCGCCGUGUAGACGUGCCCUGACAUUAUGUCUACACUGCGAUUAACACUCCCGGGGCACCUGUCUCCAAGCCCGGGGCAGCUGGCUCAGGCUUGUGGGGCUGGAGCUGUACCAGGACAGUGCAGACAUACGGGCUUGAGCCCAGCCGCGCCUGAGACCCACGAGGGGGGAGGGUUUCCAAACCCAGCAGGAACACACGUAUUUGCACCACAGUUUUGAGCCCCACAGCUUUAGCUCCAGGAGCCCAAGUCCGAUGACCCAGGCCAGCCCUGCUGCAAUCUUUAUCCCAGGAGAGAUGGACUCUGCGGGGGGAAGAUGUUUGUCAAGGAAGAGAGAAGACUGAAGGCUUCUGCUGAGGAUGGGAUUCAAACCCAUGUGUGCAGAGCACAAUAGAUUAGCAGUCCAUCACCUUAACCACACGGCUACCUCAUCUGAGUUGUCAAGUAAGGGACAGGAGGAGAAAUCUAAGGCCAGCAGAGGGUUUCCAAUUUCCAAACCUGAUGUGAUCUCGCAGCUGGAACAAGGGGAAGAACCAUGGGUCCCAGACCUCCAGGGCUCUGAGAAAGAAGUGCUCCCGAGAGCUCCCUGCACAGGGAGUGACCUAUGUCUGGAUUCUCUCUGUCUCCCAUCAGGUGAUGGGAUGGUGAGUGAGAAUGAGGAGGAGAAACCCCAGCAGGAAGAUUCUGAGCAAGUAGGACCACAUGGAACGUUAUCAGGAAGAUGCAAAGGGAAUGUUUCCAGGAGUUGUGCACUCCAAGAAAAAGAAAAAGCCUGUGAGACUCAGGACAGGCCAGAGGAAAACUUCAGUAGCAUCCCAGACCUUGUAACACAUGACAGAAUCAACUUGGAAGAGACAUGGUACACAUGCUCUGAGUGCAGGAAAAUCUUCAGUCGGAGCUCAGACCUUAUCACACAUUCUAGAAUCCACACAGGAGAGAAGCCCUACACAUGCUCUCAGUGCAGGAAAAGCUUCAGUCACAGCUCUGUCCUGAUCACACAUAGGAGAAUCCACACAGGAGAGACGCCCUACACGUGCUCUGAGUGCGGGAAAAGCUUCAAUCAGACCACAGAUCUUAUCAUACAUUGGAGAAUCCACAUGGGAGAGAAACCCUACACAUGCUCUGAGUGCAGGAAAAGCUUCAAUGAUAGCUCAACCCUUAUUAGACAUCAGAAAAUUCACAUAAGAGAGAACUGUAAUAAAUCCCUUGACUAGGGCUGGCCAAAGAUUUUUUUAUUUUUAAACAAAUCACAUUUGCUAAUUCCCACAGUGAUUUUUGCACUGUCUUCACCAUGGCCUCUCAGCUCCACCAGAUCAGUUACCUGCUUCUGCCUUUUGCAGUUCACCCUUCUUUUACUCUGAAACCCUUCUUUUGGGGUCAGUCUUGUGAUCUUUUCUAUCAACUCCUUUCCUUUUGAGUCGUACGAGUAUGUGUCCCUCCAGCCAGGAAUGUUCAUCUGCUCCAGGUGGGAGAGAGAGGUUUGAUCCCAACAAGCUACACUGAGGCAAAAACUACCUGUGCCUGACAUCCACUAGGACUGUAAAUGGCGUUGGCUGCUCAAGUUCGUGAUCUUGGUGUAAAAAGACAAUUCUAGUUGUAGAGCAGAUGCCGCCCAGGUGCAGUGGUUGGCAUUAGCUUUCCCCUUGACCUGACCUAAACAAACCCUGAGCAUCACGGUUAUACUGUUCCCCGAUUUCAAAGCAAUUGUUAGUCAUCAAGUUCCCUCUUGGGGAAGAAAUUGUUUCAUUCCCAGUUGCUCUGUUGUUGCUUCAAGUUGUGUUGGAGAGCAGAUAUUUUUACUACCAUUUUCCUCACUUAAAAUAUAUUGAACUAUAACAAAGAGCAGGAACAGGGCAGGGAAAAAUUGUCAUUUCACCCUGUGGAAGCAGAGAAAGAACUGACAGGAAGGGGAUGCAAUGCAUGACAGUUUGUUAGCAAGAGUCAGGCUAACUGUAACCCUAAUAACGUGAGAUUUGUAGAAGCGAGGAAUGUGUGAGGCAAGUGGGAAAGAACUGUGUGAGAAGUUGUUGCGACCUUGUGUAGAUAAUAUGGAAUGUAGACUAAGAGUCUACAUUAGUGAGCAAAACAAGAUAUCAGAAUGACCUAUGUAUAAACAAAAUGCAGCUGUUGCUCAUUAUUGUCUGUAACAAAAGGUAUAAAUGCUUGCUGUAAUUGUUUACCUGUUGAGAGACCUGUUUAGCUCUCUCCCUCUAUGCAAUUGCUUGAGAAAAUAAAGUAUCUGACUUGCUGUACCCAAACAAAA